UUAGGAGGCGGUGAAACUCAAACGUCUACGUAACGUGGUUAUAGAUAGACUCUGGAUCAUUACUCAUCUGUCUUGGGCUACCACCGAGGUAAUUCAUUCACGUCAACAGUAUUGACCAGUGCGCCUUCAGAAGCAUGACGAAUACGGGACAGUGAGUAUUAAAGAGCACCGGAGGACAGCGUGGCUGACUCGCCUGCUAUACUUGCUCGCCAUGUGCGCUCCGAGCUGCAUGUUUGCAGGCGCUUUGAAUACUUCCGGGCUGAACUGACUGGCUAUCCCUAUAAUUGCAGUCACCGGAGACCAUCAAGGGCUGGAUGCCUGUGGUAACUGGCGACUUUUACUCGCCUAUUCAUUCCUUGCCGCUUUAUGCAUAUAUGGUGGUCUUGGCCGCUGCAGUGAUCUACACUUUGCACCUUGGAAAUACCAAAUGUAUGGCAGGCGACGUUUUCAAAUACUGGAAUUACCUCACGCCAGUGUUGCUGUCUUUACAACUCAGCACCAAGGCAAUGGCUCUCUCAUCCUCAGUUAAAGCUAAGGAGGACAUCGAGUGUUAUGACUGCCUUACGUAUAAUGAAGACCACUACUGCUCCGAUCCUUUCAACAAAACCAGCAAGGUUCUGACUACGGUCAUGUGUGAAGGUUACUGUGCUAAGUGGGUUCGCGAAAUCAAACCAGGUCUUACUCGAGUGAAGAGGACAUGCUCGUCUCAUCUGAACAUUGACAUGACUAUACAUUUGGUGUGUAUGGAGGAGUCGAGACCUGGUACCGGUCACAUAUGCUUCUGUAACAAGCCACGAUGUAACGGGACUGGGCCUUCAAGAUCCACACUACAGACUGUGAUACUCUCGUGCCUCAUUCUGACAUUGCUACUUCCGCAUUUCACGCGCAUGGUUCAAUGACACACCAUUUCCGGCCCAGUCACAUUGACCACGUGACCACAGCGUUCUCCAAUGUCCACUUGGCAUGAUCAUGUUACAGAUGUUGUGAAAUGUUCAGUACUUAUGACGUAAUAAGAUGCUAUCUCUUGUGACGUUCUCAUUUUCUUGCAUAGCUUCAGCACAUACUGUUGUGUCGUAUUUUUCCUCACUUUGUCUUUUCUGUGUAUGUUACACUGAAUAUGGACGUGUUCAAUAUGGACCAUUAUAUAAUUCGGUUUUCGCGCCAGUUACUGUACUGGAUGUGUCUGUUGGAAUCAUUUGACACUAUAUCAGCAUAAUGGACUAAGGAACGGUUUGAUCGAUAUUUUCGUCUUUUCACCUUGUCAGUUGUUUUGAAUGUUUAGCACGCAACACAUCCAUUUAUAGAAGACACGUCCAACCUUCGUCUUUCAUUUAAAUAUUUAUCUUCAUGAAACCUAAAGUUUCGUCAAAUUUUAUUACUUAUUUUGGAAAACAGUGUUAGUUUCUGCAUCGAUUCAUUUAUUGCUGAUGCUUCCUGCUGUUUUUCUUUUUCAUUCGAAGUAUAAGAUUUCGUGUAGCUGCAUGCUACUGGCCAAGUUUUUUCAGUACAUUGUUGUUUAUUAUUGAACUACAUCGCGGGAAAAAGACGUGUUAUGGAUACCCAUGUAGGCAAGUGACUUGUUGAUAGUAGUGACACAUUGGAUGAGAGCUUGGCAGAUAACGUUCUCUGGCGUCAUUUGGCUUUCACAUUGUUGGACUAUAAGAAUGCUUUUAAUUGUGCAAAUUGUCGGUUACAUUUAACCCAUUGCAAAACAAAAGUUGAUUUAAACUGCAUUAUUGAUUUGAGCAUGUUAACAUAUAAGUAUGCAGCGGUUCGUGUUAUUACGUAAACUGGCGUUUGUAUUAUUAGCCUAUAAAUGCAAGUGUUUGUUUCAAUUGUGCAAACUGUUGUUUGUAUCGUUAAACUAUUAAGAUGCAAGCGCUGGAUUUCAUUGCGCAAAUUGGCGUUGGCCGUGUAACUUUUACUAUGCCUAAAUUUGCCCCGACUUCUGUAAAUAUAUGGUUUUUCCUUGUCUGCGUGAGAAUGCAUCAUAUCACAGCUGUACAGUUGAAGUGACAGACAUUUCUGUCCAAAUGUAGAAGUAGCCUGGCAAUGUCAUGUCACCAUUACACAGUUUGAGCUGUAGGUCGAUACCAGACAUCCUCUUGAAUUUUUACUUCCAAAACGUGUACUUAUGUAUACUAAUACAAAUAAAAGUAAUUUUGUUAAUA
Molecule: messenger RNA, 2171 nt
Organism: Liolophura sinensis
Lineage: Eukaryota; Metazoa; Mollusca; Polyplacophora; Chitonida; Chitonidae
Product: UPAR/Ly6 domain-containing protein qvr-like
Exons: 4
Coding region: 315-899 (194 amino acids)
Biological process (GO): sleep; positive regulation of voltage-gated potassium channel activity; regulation of synaptic transmission, cholinergic
Source: RefSeq, a predicted model, not a curated record